AUGGAAACGGGAACCUCAUCAUCAUCAUCAGGCUUGGUUAAGGCCAAAUCUGAGACACUAGCAGAAGCUCUUAAGUCUAGCUCACUCGAUUUCAGCAAUGGUGCCGGCGGCAGCAGCCAUGGGAGCAGCAAUCAGCAUGUGAUGGCAAGAACAUCGUCAUCGCCGAGCCACAGUGGCAGUGGUAGCAGCAAAAGCAGAAGGAACACACACAUAAGGAAGGCUAAGAGUGCACACCCUGCUCUUGACCUUAGUCGUCUCACUGAGGUGGAAGAUAUUGAAGCAGCAAACAGUAGUGUGGUCAAGUUUCAGACAGAACCUACCUUUCCGAUAUAUCUCAAGGCACUGAUGGAGAUAUGUAUCUAUAAUCAUCAACACCCAAAAGUCCUUAUAAAUAUAUUAGAUUUUUGCUGCCAUUGCAUCAUGAAUGUUCCUAGACAUUGGAAACCUCUGUUUUGCCUUCUUUGUUGGUCUAACUUUGGUGCCCAAAAGUCAAGCUUAGGAGGCUCAACUACAAUAUUACUGGUUAUCGGCAAACAUGUGAAGCAGAGCUUCACGCUGGACCAAAAGGGUAUGUUCACAGAUAUUACAUACAAGGUAACUUGUAAAAGAAUGACAUCUUCAUCAGAAAAGAUCAUCUUGAAUGGGAUUAGUGGCUCAGCAUCUCCAGGGGAGCUUCUUGCUCUCAUGGGACCUUCUGGUAGUGGCAAAACUACACUACUCAAUCUUCUUGGUGGCAGAUUUAAUCAGCAAAACAUCGGUGGUUCGGUUAGCUACAACGACAAACCAUACUCUAAGCACUUGAAAACCAGGAUUGGAUUUGUGACACAAGAUGAUGUUCUGUUCCCUCACUUAACUGUCAAAGAGACACUAACCUACACAGCUCUUUUACGCCUUCCUAAAACCCUCACAAAGCAGCAGAAGGAGCAAAGAGCUGUCAGUGUUAUACAAGAGCUUGGACUAGAAAGGUGCCAAGACACAAUGAUUGGAGGGUCGUUUGUGCGUGGUGUCUCAGGUGGUGAGAGGAAAAGGGUUUGUAUUGGGAAUGAGAUCAUGAAUAAUCCUUCACUUUUAUUCCUUGAUGAACCCACUUCGAGUUUGGACUCUACUACUGCUCUCAAGAUUGUUCAGAUGCUACAAAGUAUAGCAAAGUCAGGGAAAACUAUUGUCACAACAAUACACCAACCAUCAAGCAGGCUCUUUCACAGAUUUGACAAGCUCGUUGUGCUCAGCAGAGGAAGCUUGCUUUACUUUGGGAAUGCAUCAGAAGCAAUGUCUUAUUUCUCUUCCAUAGGAUGUUCUCCUCUACUCUCCAUGAACCCAGCAGAGUUCUUGCUGGACUUAGCGAAUGGAAACAUGAACGAUAUCUCCAUACCUUCAGAACUUAAAGAGAAUAUGAAGAUGGAAAAUUCUUGCAGCAAGAUAAGAUCUUCUAAGCCAACUCCUACAGUUGUGUAUGAGUUUCUUGAGGAAGCUUACAGGACACAUCAUGAAGCCGUGGAAAAGAAGAAACUUAUGGCUCCAGUUCCUCUAGAUGAAGAAGUCAAAGUGAUGAUGACUUGUCCCAAGCGAGAAUGGGGAUUAAGCUGGUGGGAACAGUAUUGGAUACUUUCCUUGAGAGGGUUCAAAGAACGGAGGCAUGAUUAUUUCAGCUGGUUGAGAGUCACUCAAGUCCUCUCCACUGCAAUCAUCUUAGGUUUACUCUGGUGGCAAUCAGACAUUCAACAUCCCAAAGGCCUACAAGAUCAGGUAGGGCUACUCUUCUUCAUUGCUGUGUUCUGGGGGUUCUUUCCAGUAUUCACAGCGAUCUUCACGUUUCCUCAAGAGAGAGCAAUGCUGAGCAAGGAACGAGAGUCGAAUAUGUAUCGACUAAGUGCAUAUUUUGUGGCUAGAACCACAAGCGACCUGCCUCUUGACUUGAUACUACCUGUGCUUUUCCUAGUAGUUGUGUAUUUCAUGGCUGGAUUGAGAUUAAGAGCUGAAUCAUUUUUCCUAAGUGUGCUCACAGUCUUCCUCUGCAUCGUUGCAGCUCAGGGGCUUGGAUUAGCGAUAGGGGCGAGCUUAAUGGACUUGAAGAAGGCCACAACUUUAGCAUCAGUCACCGUUAUGACUUUCAUGCUCGCUGGUGGCUACUUCGUCAAGAAAGUUCCGAUUUUUAUCGCUUGGAUACGUUUCAUGUCAUUCAACUACCACACGUACAAGCUCCUUGUGAAAGUACAAUACGAAGAGAUCAUGCAAAACGUAAACGGAGAGGAGAUAGAGAGUGGGCUUAAGGAAGUGAGUGCUCUUGUAGCUAUGAUUAUUGGCUACCGUCUCUUAGCCUACCUUUCUCUUCGAAGGAUGAAGCUACUCUCUCCAACAUAAGUUUAGAUUCAAAAACAGCAUUUAACUUGGGGAUUCCACUUAUUUUGUAAUGUUUGCUUGUUUAUAUAUAUCAAAAACAAUUUAAUAUUUAGAUUUCCAAAUACGUGAUGUUCUCAAUAUCAUCCCAAAAAGAUGUAUUGUAUAUCAGUCUAUCGAAGAUGGUAACAUGAGAAAC
Molecule: messenger RNA, 2536 nt
Organism: Thlaspi arvense
Lineage: Eukaryota; Viridiplantae; Streptophyta; Magnoliopsida; Brassicales; Brassicaceae
Source: the annotation of a GenBank genome assembly